This is a messenger RNA of Prunus armeniaca (apricot), 282 nucleotides long. NCBI's taxonomy places the organism in Eukaryota, Viridiplantae, Streptophyta, Magnoliopsida, Rosales, Rosaceae. The record is from the annotation of a GenBank genome assembly.
AUGUUUCAUAAUGAUAGGACAGAUGAAACAAGUGAAGAAUCUGUUGUUGGAUUUACUCCUCCUCCUGCACCUGCUUCGGAGCCAAGUCCUCCACAGCUUAAUCAGCCUCCUCUGUACCAGACGAAAAGCUUUGAGAAGUUUUCUAUAAAGCUGAGAAAGCGCAUGGCCCGACUUGCCAAUGAGGUCGUUGAGCUCACCGGUUGCGUACAUUUGGGCAUCCCAUUGAAAGAGCCAUUUACAGGAACUGAUUCAGCCUAUUACUGUAAAAGAAUUGUCCCUUGA